AUGGAAGCGAGGAAGCAAGAAAGGAAUGGAGCGAGAAAGGAAGGAGGCGAGGAAAAAAACGAAAGAAGCGAGGAAGCAAGGGAUGAGGAAAGAAGGAAGCGAGGAAGGAUGGAAAGAAGAAAGCGAGGAAGCAAGGAAGAAAGCGAGGAAGCAUGGAAGGAGGGAAUGAAGCAAGGAAGGAAGGAAGAAAGGAAGGAAGUGAGGAAGAAAUUUGUGAAGGAAGCGAGGAAGCAAAGAAGGGGGAAAGAAGGGAGCGAGGAAGGAAAAAAGCAAGGAAGGAAGGAGGGAAACGAGGAAAGAAGGAAGCGAGGAAGCAAGGAAGGAAUGAAGCGAGGAAGGAAUGAAGCGAGGAAGCAAGUACGCGAGGAAGCAAAGAAGGAAGGAAGCAAGGAAGGAAACGAGAAAGCGAUGAGGAAAGAAAGCGAGGAAGCAAGGAAGGAAGGAACUGAGGAAGAAAGAAAGGACGGAAGCGAAGGAACAAGGAAGGAACGAUUCGAGGAAGCAAGGAAGGAAGGAACUGAGGAAGCAAGGAAGGAAGCAAGGAAGGGAACGAGGAAGAAAGGAAGCCAGGAAGCAAAGAAGGAAGGAAACGAUGAAUCAAGGAAGGAAGGAAGCAAGCAAAGACGCAAGAAAGGAAAGAAGGAAAAAGCAAGGAAGGAAGUAAGUAAGGAAAGAAAGAAGAAGGCGAGAAAGCAAGGAAGCAAGGAGGGAAGGAGGGAAUGAAGCGACAAAAGAACAA
Molecule: messenger RNA, 739 nt
Organism: Owenia fusiformis
Lineage: Eukaryota; Metazoa; Annelida; Polychaeta; Sabellida; Oweniidae
Source: the annotation of a GenBank genome assembly